Messenger RNA from Vitrella brassicaformis, 1308 nucleotides. The record is from the annotation of a GenBank genome assembly. Lineage: Eukaryota; Vitrellaceae.
GGGAGGGAGCGAGGGAGAAAAUGCACUCCUUUGCUCCAUACGUACCGACCACAGCGCGUCGCGCUGCAUGACCACGCAUGUAUCAUAAAGCGGCACUCAUGAUUCCACGGCACACCAUCGCACACGAAAAAAGACACGACACAACCUCACUACCAAACUCAGAUACGCCGCCCCUCCCUCCCUCUCUCCCUCCCUCCCGUAGACACACACAACUCGGUCGCUGGCUCUCCUCCCUCCACUGUCUGCCUUGUGAGUCCACAGGUGUGUCUCUUGACCGACUGACAUGUCGUCAUGUCAAGUCAGUUAGUUCUUGGCAUAGCAGACGGAGAGCGAGGCGGUGGUGGGCGCCAUGACGACCUGCAGCUCGCACAGGUCGCGGACCUCCACGCCCGUGCAGAAGGACUGGUCAGUCUGCGUGCUGAUGGCGCCCUCCUCUUCGUUCAUCCGCAGACAAUACCUACAGACACAGACACACAGAGAGAUGUUGUGUGUUCGUGUAAAUGUGGGUGUGUGUGAUGGGAUGGCUCGCUCACUCGAAGCAGUACUCCGCCGUGAUGUUGGUCCCCGGUGAGUCGUAUAAGGGGUAAAAAGGCCCGAUGAUCAUGCCCUCCUCGUUCUCGACGCGGCAGAAACCGGUGCCAACACUCUCAAACGCUGAAGAGGCACGUACACAAGACUCCGCUCACUUUGCUGUAUCCCUCUCUGUGUGUGUCCCUUUCUUUUCUCACAUCCAUCGACGAGUCUGAAGCAUUCGUUGGCCUCUCCGCCGGUGCCGCCGUCUGGCUUGUCGCCUAGAAUCAUGAGGCAUGAGUCGGUCGUGUUGUCGUGCUGGAUGCCUUGGCACACGCCCAAGUCGGCAGACAGAUCCCUGCACAGACGGGCCUGCAUACAGAAUUCACACGAACACGAACACACACACUCACACACGCGCCGGAGAGAGAUGCAGUCGCUUGUACAUUCAGGAAGUGAGUGAGUUUGGCUUACGCAUUCAGCCACAGGAAUGCCAAGCGCUGCAACUGCACAGUCACGGACACGCAUCCACAUGAGAUCUGCAGCAGAUGCGAUGAGUCACUGAGUCAUUCUCACGUUGCUCGCGCACAGAUCCGAGCGACGUGACGACUCCCUCCUCCACAAUGGGGCUGUAGAAGUCGGAGGGCUCGCCACCAGAUGCACACACACCAAAACCCACGUGUGUGAAGCCCUCGACGGCCUCAGACUCAGCCACCUGGGCCAGGCAGCGGAAAACGAUGGUGAUGACGCAGAUCAGGUACAGCACCACUCGCGCAACCAUCCUCUGAAGGCCCGAGC